UCACCCACAGCGGGAGGGGCAAUGCCUGGGCUGGGGCGCUUUAAAGGAGUCCGAGGAGCUGCUGUUGCCAGGUGCUGCCACACCACGGGUCAGCCCUGGGGGUGGGGUGUUGGUGUGGAGGUGUCAGCUUCGACCCCCACCUCUGCCAGUGUCACCUGUGUGGGUGUGCAUGGGGGUGGUGAGUGCCUGUGUUCUUACAGGUGUGUGUGUGUGUGUUGGAGCACCUGUGUGUACCUGUGUGCUCACCCACAUGUGGGCAGGACAGGUGUCUGUGCCUCCCUGCACAUCUGUGCUCUGUGUGUGUGCACAUCUGUGUUCUGUGAACAUCUGUGUUCUGUGCACACCUGUGCUCUGUGUCUGUGCACACCUGUGCUCUGUGUCUGUGCACAUCCCUGCUCAUUCACACCCGGUGUCCGUUCAUUCCCGGUGUCCGUUCAUUCCCGAUGUCCGUUCAUUCCCGGUGUCCGUUCAUUCCCGGUGUCCGGUCGCACCUCUGGGGACGGAGCCCAGCGAGGGGCGUGACCAGUCCAGUAAAGGGGCGUGGUCCGUGUCCUGAAAGGGGCGUGGUCGGGAGGACCUGCGGUCCCCGUGCCGCUGCGUUCGUUGCCGAGGCGCCAGCCAAUGGGCGGCCACGUUGCUGGAUGCGGCAGCCAAUGGCCGCGCGCGUUGCUGUUGCCGGGCGGCCCGUACCGGCCGUCCCGGGGCCGUCCCGGGGCGAUGCCGGUCCCGGCCCUGCCGGGCCAUGGAGAUCCGCUGCGGGGGUCUCCUCUUCAGCUCCCGCUUCGACUCGGGGAACCUGGCACACGUAGAACAGGUGCGGCCUACAGAGCUGGGAGGCGGCCCCGCCGCCCGCGCCAACGCUCUCCCCGCCGCCGACUACGAGUUCAACGUGUGGACGCAGCCCGACUGCGCCCACACUGAGUAUGAGAACGGCAACAGGUCCUGGUUCUACUUCAGCGUGCGGGGGGGUGCCCCGGGGAAGCUGAUCAAGCUGCACAUCCUGAACAUGAACAAGCAGAGCCGGCUGUACGCGCAGGGCAUGACCCCCUUCGUGCGCACCCUGCCCGUGCGCCCGCGCUGGGAGCGCAUCCGGCAGCGGCCCAGCUUCCAGGUGGUGGAGACGCAGUUCGUGCUGUCCUUCGUGCACCGCUUCCUGGAGCACCGCGGGGCCACCACCUACUUUGCUUUCUGUUACCCUUUCUCCUACACUGAGUGCCAGGACAUGCUGGCACAGCUGGACGGCCGCUUCCAGGACUGCAGGCACAUGUCCCCCAGCAGGAUUCCAGAAGAUCCCUUAUUGUUCUGGAACCCAGCUCCUCCUGCCAGAAUGGGUUAUCUCCCUGGUGGGAUGAAUCCCUCAGUGUCCUGUCCCUCCUGCUGGGCUGCAUUAUCCCUCCCGCGGGAUGACCUGACCUUCUGUGCCAGCCCCCUCGACUCGGUCUACUACCACCGGGAGCUGCUCUGCCACUCUCUGGACAAGCAGCGCGUGGACCUGCUGACCAUCACCUCGUGCCAUGGCAUGCAGGAGAAGCGGGAGCCCCGGCUGGACAAGCUUUUCCCAGACACCAGCACACCCCGGCCUCACUGCUUCACUGGAAAGAGGGUAUUUUUCCUCAGCAGCAGAGUCCACCCAGGAGAAACCCCCUCCAGCUUUGUCUUCAAUGGCUUCUUGGACUUCAUCCUGCGGGAGGAGGAUCCCCGUGCCCAAAUGCUGCGGCGGAUGUUUGUCUUCAAGCUCAUCCCCAUGCUGAACCCCGAUGGGGUGGUGCGGGGCCACUACCGAACGGACUCGCGCGGGGUGAACCUGAACCGGCAGUACCUGCACCCCGACGCCGAGCUGCACCCCGCGGUGUACGGCGCCAAAGCCAUCCUGCUCUACCACCACAUCCACAGCCGCGUCCUGCCGGGCUCUCCGGACUGGAGGACGUUUGUCUCCCCACUCAGCACCAUCUCACUGAGCAUAAAAUCUCCCAACUGUCCCGUCCCGGCCGUGGAGGCCACGUUAUCAGAGCUGGACAAAACCAACAACCUCCGCAACUGCCCUGGCACCUGGCGUGCCAGCACCCAGUCCUGCCCGGCCCAGGAUGCCCAGCUGCCAGACAGCACAGAGCAAGCUGCCUGGAUCCUCCCUUCCAGCCACAGCACCGAGCACUGUGAGGAGAGGCCGUGGACGCCUCCCCCAGCCCCCGGCCCCGAAGCUGCUGAGCCCCCAGAGCCCAUUGCACCCCGGGACAGUGGCCUGGCUUACUACGUGGACCUGCACGGCCACGCGUCCAAGCGCGGCUGCUUCAUGUACGGCAACAGCUUCAGCGAUGAGAACGACCAGGUGGAGAACAUGCUGUUCCCCAAACUCAUCUCCCUGAACUCCCCUCACUUUGACUUCACGGGCUGCAACUUCUCGGAGAAGAACAUGUAUGCCCGGGACAAGCGGGACGGGCAGUCCAAGGAGGGCAGCGGGCGCGUGGCCAUCUACAAGGCCCUGGGCAUCAUCCACAGCUACACCCUGGAGUGCAACUACAACACGGGGCGCUUGGUGAACAGCAUCCCGGGGGCGUGCCAUGACAACGGCCGUGCCAGCCCCCCGCCACCGCCCGCCUUCCCCUCCCGGUACACCGUGGAGCUCUUCGAGCAGGUGGGCCGGGCGGUGGCGGUGGCAGCCCUGGACAUGGCCGACUGCAACCCCUGGCCACGGAUCGUGCUCUCGGAGCACACCUGCCUGGGCAACCUGCGCGCCUGGAUGCUGAAGCACGUGCGGGGGCUGCGCGGCGCCGGCGGGGGCCCGCGGAGGAGAGGAGGUGCCAGGACCCCCCCCAGGAGCUCCACAGGGCUGCCCACCUCGGCCUCUGACAACACACUGGCCCGUGCCAGGAGCUUCAGCAACGGCACCAGUGGCAGCGGGGGCAGCCAGCAGGACUCCCCCCGAAUCCGAACCUCUCCCAGCUUCACCUUCGGCAGCCCCAGGCCCCCGGCUGCGGCCGUGGCCUCCCAGAGCCCCCUGAGUAGCGGCAGCACCCCGGCCCUGGGCAGAGGGACUCUGCCCACGGGCACACGGGCAGCUCUGAGCACCGGCCACAGACCACGGGAGGCCCAGCGAGGCAUGGAACAGCUCCAGGGCAUGGCACCUCUGCAGGUGCUCCCAGUGAAGCUGAAUUCCCGGAGAGCCCCAGAAAGGCCUGGGGCUCUUCCCGGAGGCCCCAGUGCCCCCCGCGAGGGUGCUGAGCACCGAGGGACCGUUCCUGUGCUGGGGCAGAGGCUCGCAGCCCCGGCCCCGCCGUACCGGGGAGCUGCAGGGCUGCCCCGGCUCUGCCCUGCCCCGUGCCGGCAGCACCUGUGCAAGGGCCCGGUGUCCCCCCUGUCCCUGCCCGCGCCGCUGGCCCCCACCACAGCGCCCCAACACCGAUCCCCCCUUGCCCAGCUCCUGCCGACAGCUCCUCUGUUCCUGCGCUGAGCCCCCCGCCCGGCCCCGCCGAGGGACUCCCGUGCUCCCGCCCCAGCCCCGCUCCUCCCCGCGGGCCCGGAGGAGGGGCGCGGCCCGACGGGGGGUUUAGAACGUCACACGGUUUUGUCGUGGAUCAUCGUGUUUCUGUUAAAGCUGCUCUGGAAGAA
Molecule: messenger RNA, 3606 nt
Organism: Parus major (Great Tit)
Lineage: Eukaryota; Metazoa; Chordata; Aves; Passeriformes; Paridae
Gene: AGBL5
Product: ATP/GTP binding protein like 5
Exons: 14
Coding region: 743-3448 (901 amino acids)
Biological process (GO): proteolysis; protein deglutamylation
Molecular function (GO): zinc ion binding; metallocarboxypeptidase activity
Source: RefSeq, a predicted model, not a curated record